AUGGGUUCUUGGGAGGAGCAAGUUAGGCAAUUUUUUUUAGAGGAGGAAGAAGAGGACGAUGAGCUAUUCCUUUUACUUGUUCCUGCUUUACUUUUAUACCUACAAGAAGAGAAAAGGCACGUCCAUACCUCCUCUCUUCCUGGUGCUAAAAAGGUUAAGGAAAUCCUAGAAGGGCACGAGAUUUGGUGUAGAGUUGAGUUCCGCAUCGAGCCGGAGAUAUUUAGAGCCACGUCAAAUUUUCUUAGAACGGAGAAUUUGUUGCGUGACACACGAGGUGUUGCUGUUGAGGAGCAGCUGGGGAUGUUCAUGUUCAUGCUCUCACACAAUGCUAGCAAUCAGAGGCUACAAAAAGCUUUUCAACACAACGGGGAAACAAUCCAUAGGAAAAUAACAGAAGUUUUCAAUAUAAUUCCUGCCUUGACUCAAAUAUUUGUGAAGCUCCCAAGUUCAACCCGAACUCAUACGAAAAUUGCUACAGAUCCUCGUUUUAUGCCCUCUUUUCAGAAUUGCAUUGGUGCCAUCGAUGGAACACAUAUACCAAUCACCAUUGCAGAAGACAAGGCCCCUCCCUAUAGGAAUAGGAAAGGAACUCUAUCUCAAAAUGUUAUGUUAGCUUGCGACUUUGAUCUUAACUUCACAUUCAUUUCAUGUGGAUGGGAAGGGUUUGCAUCAGAUGCAGGGGUCCUUAGAUCUGCUCUUAGCAAGGGAUUUCAUGUGCCGGAGGGGAAAUUCUAUCUUGUAGAUGGUGGGUACGCAAACACACCAUCCUUUAUUGCCCCAUAUAGAGGAGUUCGAUACCACCUCAGUGAGUUCAGGAGGCGUCGCUCAUCUCAAAGUGGUUAUGCUAACUAUAGAGAAUUGUUCAACCAUCGUCAUGUAAUACUUCGCAACCACAUAGAGAGGGCCAUUGGUGUUCUAAAGAAGCAGUUUCCGAUUCUAAAAGUAGGCACAUUCUAUCCCAUAGAGUCUCAGAUUAAGAUUCCAGCUGCAGCUGUUGCAUUUCACAAUAUAAUUAGAGGGCAAAAUGGUCAAGAAGGGUAG
This is a messenger RNA of Phragmites australis (common reed), 1041 nucleotides long. RefSeq lists its product as uncharacterized. NCBI's taxonomy places the organism in Eukaryota, Viridiplantae, Streptophyta, Magnoliopsida, Poales, Poaceae. The transcript has 2 exons. Bases 1 to 1041 code for a protein of 346 amino acids. The record is from RefSeq and is a predicted model, not a curated record.